This is a messenger RNA of Cydia amplana, 1528 nucleotides long. Its product is annotated as zinc finger protein 436-like. Lineage: Eukaryota; Metazoa; Arthropoda; Insecta; Lepidoptera; Tortricidae. Gene Ontology annotation, molecular function: DNA-binding transcription factor activity, RNA polymerase II-specific; zinc ion binding. The transcript is spliced from 5 exons. Gene Ontology annotation, cellular component: nucleus. The coding region runs from base 61 to 1509 and encodes 482 amino acids. The record is from RefSeq and is a predicted model, not a curated record. Gene Ontology annotation, biological process: regulation of transcription by RNA polymerase II.
AGUACUUGUUUUACGGUCGUAUAUUGCUGUGAUAAAUUACCGUAUAACUAUAUUGCGAUAAUGGAUGUGUUAAAUUCUUGUCGCUGCUGCCUGCAGGCCGCAGGGGACAUGGACUUGACGAUACCGCACACACAUCUCGGUAGAACCGAGAUAUACUCGGACAUGCUUAAAAACUGUUUCGAUUUGCACUUGACACUCAUCGGUAAUGGUUCAUGUGGGAUCUGCAUGACAUGUGUGGGGCGCCUGCGAGACGCAAGUGACUUCAAGCUACAAGUGCAGCGCUGCCAGGCAGAACUGCAGUCACAAUUACAGGGUGUGAGCCAUGUUCAUUAUGAAGAUGUUGUAAUCAAAACAGAGAAGGUGGAAAAUCAUGGCUCAGAGGAUGAGAAUGCGUCACACGAAGAUUCUUUAGUUAAGUCAGAGCGUUCGGGUGGUGUCGAGACGUGUAACGAGGACGACAUAUCGUCACGAUCGGACCCGUUGGGCGGCGCAGCUGAUGCGGGAACGGAGCCAGCGGCGGCUAUAUCCCGUGACGAGACACUCGGCCUCUCGAGUCAUACGAGCGACGUGUCCGACACCGGUGAGGCCCACUCCGGGGACGAAGCGUACACCAGCGACCCUUCUGAACAGCAAGAAAAACAUAUCGACCAGCAGCGUUAUCCGUGCGACUUAUGCGAUAAAGACUUCGUUAACAAGUCAGCCUUGAAGCGACAUCAGCGAGUAAUACACGCGACAAAAAAAAUGUACACUUGUGAUAAAUGCAACAAGAAAUUUACUGAUUUAAAUAAACAUAAAUGCACUUACACCGAUGAGGAGUUCGGUUGUGAUGUUUGUGGCAAGAAAUACUCAAAUAAAGGUUAUUUAAAUAUACACAAAGUAAGCCACAAAGGAGAGAAACCAUACAAAUGUGAAAAAUGUAACAGGAGAUUUAAACGCAAAUGUUUUUUGCAACAACAUGAAAAAACUCCAUGUGAAGAAAAUUCAUACACCUGCGAUGUGUGUAACAAGCAAUUUAAGACAAAAAUGCUUCUCAAGAGACAUAUAUUAAUUCACAAUGGGGUAAAACCAUAUGGUUGUAAAGAGUGUAAUAAACAAUAUUCAAAAAAAGAAGAUUUGAUCGCACAUAAAAGAGUACACACUGGGGACAAAUACAGCUGUGAAGUUUGUGACAAACAAUAUAUUAUUAAAAAAAACUUGUCAAGACAUAAAAAAAUUACUCAUACCGGUCAAAAGUACGAAUGUACAACAUGUAACAAACUAUUUACUAAUAACAAUUAUCUCAAGUUCCAUCAUCAAAGAAUUCACACUGGAGAAGAGUUGGCUAAAAAACGUCCCUACUCAUGUAAAUAUUGUAGCAAGCAGUUUAUAUCAAAACCGGAUUUAAACAGACAUGCGAGAAUACAUACUGGCGAGAGGCCUUUUGCCUGUGAAGCGUGUCAGAAGACAUUUAAGCAAAAAAGUCACUUAGUAACACAUAUAAAAACAUGUAUGAAGCAUUUGAAAUCAUAAAAUUAUUUAUUAUUUUUUA